This is a messenger RNA of Lathyrus sativus (Indian pea), 1101 nucleotides long. NCBI's taxonomy places the organism in Eukaryota, Viridiplantae, Streptophyta, Magnoliopsida, Fabales, Fabaceae. The record is from the annotation of a GenBank genome assembly.
AUGUCGGAGAAGAGCGUUGAUCUUCCCGAGGAACUGAUAACUGAAAUUCUGUUGAGAUUGACGGUGAAUACUCUAUUACGAUGCAAAUCCGUCUGUAAGUCAUGGUUUUCUAUUAUCUCUAAUCCCCAUUUUGCAACUUCACACUUUCAAAUUGCCGCCUCAUCCACAAAUAAACUUGUCUGUUUAGGAAAUAAUUCCGAAACCCUAACCGUUGAUUUUAAUGCAUCGCUUAACAAUGAGUCAUCAUAUGCUUUUUUGCACCUGAGAACAUGUCUUAAUAUUGGAGGUUCCUGCCGAGGGUUUCUAUUCUUGCAUAUGUACAGAGACUUCUACUUAUUGAAUCCAGCCACACGUGUCCAUAUACAAAUACCCGCCUCUCCUAUAACUAUUGUCUCUGAUUUCAAUCUUGAGACUUUUCUCUAUGGUUUUGCCUACGACCACUCAACUGAUGAUUACUUGAUAGUUUUGGGUUCCUACGAAUAUCGUGCUUUUAAUCAUCGUGUACCUUGUGCCAUUUACUUUGAGAUUUUCUCAUUGAGAACUAAUAGGUGGAAACAUAUUAAGUCUGAUUCUCAAUUGAUUAUUGACCAGGAAUGUGGUUUUUAUGUCGGGUUACUCUUGAAUGGUUCCAUUCAUUGGUUGGUUCGUAGGUACGAGGGCUAUUUUGUUGACGUUAUUAUUGCCUUUGAUUUAAAGGAAAGCAAAAUGUCACUGAUAGCCCUGCCAUAUGGUUUUGAUUAUGAUAUUGAUGAUAGCAACCACGAUUUGCUUGUACUUGGCGGACUUAUGGGUGCAUCGAUUGUGGAGAUGCCUACGAUUACGAUAUGGGUGAUGAAAAAAUAUGCUGUGCAGUCAUCUUGGACUAUGAUUAUUGUAUUUUCUGUUGAUCCUGCUUUGCACUGUUCUUUAUCAAUAGUAUGCUUUACAAAUAGUGGUGAUAUAAUUGGAAGAGAUCAGGAAGGUAGAUUGAUGAAGUUUAAUGACAAAGGACAGCUGUUGGAGCAUUACUGCAAUUCUAAGGGCAUUUACUCACAAAGAUCCCAAAUGGCACUGUAUACAGAGUCUCUGCUUUCACUCCCUUGUGGCAUUGAGCAGGUCUAA